Messenger RNA from Rhea pennata, 1798 nucleotides. RefSeq names its product alkB homolog 2, alpha-ketoglutarate dependent dioxygenase (gene ALKBH2). The record is from RefSeq and is a predicted model, not a curated record. NCBI's taxonomy places the organism in Eukaryota, Metazoa, Chordata, Aves, Rheiformes, Rheidae. The transcript has 4 exons. Gene Ontology annotation, molecular function: cytosine C-5 DNA demethylase activity; ferrous iron binding. Gene Ontology annotation, biological process: DNA repair; DNA alkylation repair. The coding region runs from base 71 to 832 and encodes 253 amino acids.
CCGGGGGGCGGUGUCGGUGCGGCGCGGCCGCCGCUGCGGCGCUCCCGGGGCUCGGUGCCGCGGCGGCCCGAUGGACCGAUACGUGCUCAAGCGGGCGGCGAGCGGCCAAGAGCCCCCCGGGCCGCGGGCGGCGGCGGCGGCGGGGGAGGCCGGGCCCCGCGGCGGGAAGAGGCCGCGGCGGGAGGCGGCGGGCGCGGAGCCGCCGCCGCCGUGGCGGGAGAUCCGGGCGGAGGGGCUGAGGUGCGACUACGGGGUGCUCUUCGGCGCAGCCGAGGCGGACGGGAUUUUCCAGGAGCUGGAGAAGGAGGUGGAGUACUUGGGAGGUGAGCUGACAAAAUUGCAUGUGUUUGGCAAAUGGCAUAGCAUUCCAAGGAAGCAGGUGACCUAUGGCGAUCCUGAGUUAACAUACACUUACUCAGGCGUUACCUUUUCCCCUAAGCCGUGGAUCCCAGUUCUCGACCAUAUCAGAGACCGCGUUGCUUUGCACACUGGACAUACUUUUAAUUUUGUCCUUAUUAACAGGUAUAAAGAUGGUUGUGACCACAUAGGUGAACAUCGAGAUGAUGAAAGAGAACUGGUUCCACGCAGUCCUAUUGCAUCUGUGUCAUUUGGAGCUUGCAGAGACUUUAUUUUCAGGCAUUGUGAUUCCAGAGGGAAAAACGCAACACGCCACAUUAAGCCCAUCAAACUGCAACUAGCCCACGGUAGUCUGCUGAUGAUGAAGUAUCCCACCAACGUGUAUUGGUAUCACAGCCUGCCCAUCCGCAAGAGAGUACUUGCCCCAAGAAUCAACCUGACAUUUCGGAAAGUGAUGCCUCUAGCCGGAAAGUGAAACGUUUAGCAACAGGAGAGAAAUGGAGCCAAAGACAACCACCAAAAAUCAGCCAAAGAGAUGAGCAAAUGAUUUCUGCACAGGACCUAGGAUGGAUGUUAAAUUCUAUGACUACACAAACUCCCAAUAAAGAGAUAGAAUAAAAGAAAACAAGAUUUGCAGAGACAGGGAUUGUAAGAUAGGUACAAAUCUCUAACUUACCUGCAUUCAGGGAACGCAGUAAGUGGAAAAGUUCCCGAGGACAUUAAAAAUGAAGGGGAGCAGGCACCAUUCAUAAAGAGUGAUUUAGUGCUACAUGACUGCUCUGCAUCUGCCAAAGAAAGUAGAGAGUAACUUAUCUUUUGUGUUACAAAUCAGUAAAACUGUUUCUACAGUGCCUUCCAUCAGAGGAUGUGAGAGUUCUCUACUUAUUUUAAUUAACUACAUGUCACAAUGCUGUAGAGAUGCAGAGCAAUAUAAUAUCCAAAGACAGUGGUAAUUGUUUUUACAUGACAAAUAUAAAAAUGACCACUUUUACAGAAUCCUUACUAUGUGAAAUACUGAGUUGCCUAAGUGACAUAAAUUAUUAGAUAGAUUUUCUAAUUGUAAGAAGCUACCAUUCUUACAGAAUCCUUUCUGUGCUUGUGCUGAAGCAUUAGAAGAGAUUACUAACAAGAUAAUCUUUAGGAUGACUUCCUGACUUCAACAUGCACUCAUCCUUUGGACUAAAACAUGCCAACUUUACACUGGUUUUCUUGUUGUUUUGUUUGGUUUUUGUUUUGUAUUUAGCAGAAUCAAAUUAAACGGUAAAAAAUGAACUGUAUACCUGGACCAGGGUAUCUCAAUGCUUGCCAGAAAAAAGGACUCUACUUGUCCUCUUAGCACACAUCCAAAGAUGCACAUUCACUAUAUGCAUCCUAUAUUCAUUCUGCAGAUUAGAAUGCUUUGUUUAUCACUGAAAUGUAGAAAUAACCAAUAUAUUUUAUU